Messenger RNA from Henningerozyma blattae CBS 6284, 1014 nucleotides. RefSeq lists its product as uncharacterized. The transcript has a single exon. The record is from RefSeq and is a predicted model, not a curated record. NCBI's taxonomy places the organism in Eukaryota, Fungi, Ascomycota, Saccharomycetes, Saccharomycetales, Saccharomycetaceae. Bases 1 to 1014 code for a protein of 337 amino acids.
AUGACUGAACCAACACCAUCAUAUUCCUAUUGUCAAGUGACAAAAGAUAUUUUGCAAGGGUUUAGACCUGUUGAAGCAAAAUUUUUACCAAAAGAUUAUCCAGCACUUUCAAAUAAGACUGCUAUUGUUACCGGUUGUAACACAGGGAUUGGCUUUGGAGUGAUGAGAUUAUUAUAUGAAAAAAAUCGUAACGUCAUUGGUGAGGUGAAGAGGCCAAACAAAAAAGUAUUGCAAGAAUUUCCCUUAUCUAAAGGCUCUAUCUCCAUUAUUGGAAAUUGUGAUUUCUCAGAUUUGGAAAAUAUUCCAAAAGUUGCCCUGGAGAUUAAAAAUGCUCUAAGUGGCAGACCUAUUAAUUUAAUUAUCCACAAUGCAGGUUUAAUGUCCAGUAGUAACAAUGGCACAUCUAAACAAGGCUACAAAGCUAUGUUCCAAACUAAUGUAAUGGGCCCACAAUUAUUACAGUAUUUCCUAGACCCUCUAUUUUUAAAACAAGAUGACGACUUAAAAAGAAUUGGUUGGGUUUCUUCUGGGGCUCAUCUUUUACGGUUCCCAGAAUACGGUAUCAACUGGGAAGAUCCAGGUUUUACAAAAGUUCUGGUAACCAAAAGGCCCUCUGCUAAUAAGCUAUAUGGUCAAUCCAAAGCCAGUAAUAUUCUUCAGGCAAAAGCUUAUGCAACUAAAAAUAGAGAAAUUUUUGAUAAGAUGGGGUGUAUAUCAGUCAGUGUAUACCCAGGUAAUUUGAAAACAUAUCUACAGAGAUAUUGGGGUUGGUUAAGAAGAAAAACUAUCGGUGAAUUAUUUUUUGACGGUAAGUAUGGUGCUUAUACUGAAUUAUAUGCUGCUUUAUCACCGGAAUUAACUGUAAAGGAUCAAGGUUCUUACGUAGUCCCUUUUGGAGCAGUCGCACCACCAAGAUCAGAUGUGGCUAAAGGUUUACUGAAUGGAACUGACCUUAAAUUCUGGGAUAUGGUGGAUAAUAUGAUUGAACUUUAUAAAGAGAUUGCAUAUAUUUAA